Leptopilina heterotoma is the source of this 4749-nucleotide messenger RNA. It is a transcript of the gene Shab, whose product is annotated as potassium voltage-gated channel protein Shab. The record is from RefSeq and is a predicted model, not a curated record. The transcript is spliced from 9 exons. Gene Ontology annotation, molecular function: protein binding; delayed rectifier potassium channel activity. Gene Ontology annotation, biological process: protein homooligomerization; potassium ion transmembrane transport. The coding region runs from base 562 to 4056 and encodes 1164 amino acids. Gene Ontology annotation, cellular component: membrane; voltage-gated potassium channel complex. NCBI's taxonomy places the organism in Eukaryota, Metazoa, Arthropoda, Insecta, Hymenoptera, Figitidae.
GCGGAAAAUCAGCAGUAGAACCAGUAGUAACAGUAGUAGCCUCGCGGAGUAGCAUACUCGUUUAGUUCUAUAAUACCGUAAGUAAAUUUCGAUAAACCCCCGCAAUAAUAAAAACCGUAUCAACAUUAAUCAUCCAUAGAUUUUGACAAUCUAAAAUAAAAUACUCUUUCCUGAAGGUCGUCGGACUCAACUGAAUUGCCUCGGAACCUCGAUGGUGUUGAAACUACUUUCAUAUUUUGUUGUUCUUUGCUCGGGGGAAUCGAUAGAUGAGGGAAACGUCGCUAGUAGCGCCCGUGGAACAAGUGGUGGACUGUGUUUUGUGCUGCGAUUCAAGAUUAUUUCUUCUUUCUUUUCAUUCUUGGCACAACAUUUUUAUUAUGUGCGGAAUGUGUGUCGUACUCCACUUUAUAACUACUAAAUGCUGCCUUCAUUAAAGAGAUAAUAAUGUGGCUCAAGGUCAUUUCGUCGACAGUGAAGGAGAGUGGCUGCGCUGGUGGAUGAACAUAAGCAGAAAAGAUUGCCUAGUGUGCAAUCUAUCCCCAGCCAGCUACAACUUACCUGAUGCUGACGAAGCUGAUGCUCAGUGAACCUAGUGAUUCAGGUCAGGGCGAAUCGGACCGCAAUGGAAAUGGGAUCGGUGGCAUGUAUCCGACCGCUUAUAAUGUGGACGGGUUCAGCUUCGAUACCGAUGUCCCUACUUUUAUGUCGACCAUGUCAACAGCGGCGACAUCAACAACGGCCGCAGAUUGCACCGGAACGAGUGUCGUCGGCAGCAAAGAAGUCCGCUAUGCACCUUUCUCUCAAAUUCUACCUCCCUUACCGACCCCAAUUCCGCCUCUUGUCCCGCCACCUCCUACAUCAUCAUCCCCGCCCCCGCCACCGUUUCUGCCGCUACAAAUGCAGCAACGCACCUAUUCCCGAUCCAUGACUUCCUUACCCCCUGAGCCUUUCAUGAUUAUGCGGUCAAAGGCCUUGAAUAGAAGAGUUUCAAUAAAUGUUGGAGGUGUGAAGCAUGAAGUUCUCUGGCGUACAUUAGAACGAUUACCACACACUCGACUGGGUCGCCUUCGAGACUGCAAUACCCAUGAGGCCAUUACCGAGCUCUGUGAUGACUAUUCUCUCGUCGACAAUGAGUACUUCUUCGAUCGUCAUCCAAAGUCCUUUAGUUCUAUUCUUAACUUUUACAGGACUGGUAAGCUUCAUUUAGUCGACGAGAUGUGCGUCCUUGCCUUCAGCGACGAUCUUGAGUACUGGGGAGUAGAUGAACUCUAUCUGGAGAGCUGCUGUCAACAUAAGUAUCAUCAACGAAAAGAGCAUGUACAUGAAGAAAUGAGGAAAGAAGCCGAGUCGCUGAGGCAACGAGAAGAAGAAGAAUUUGGUGAGGGUAAAUGUGCCCAAUAUCAAAAAUGGCUGUGGGACUUGCUCGAAAAACCGACUACGUCCAUAGCUGCCAGGGUGAUAGCUGUGAUAUCAAUACUCUUUAUAGUGCUUUCAACGAUUGCACUUACUCUCAACACCAUUCCUAGUAUGCAAGUAGAUGAGAAGGGAAACCUUCAAGAUAAUCCACAACUCGCAAUGGUGGAAGCUGUAUGCAUCACAUGGUUCACUCUGGAGUAUGUGUUGAGAUUCAGCGCAUCGCCGGAUAAAUGGAAAUUCUUCAAAGGCGGACUGAAUGUUAUAGAUCUACUAGCUAUUAUGCCUUACUUCGUAUCCCUCUUCCUUGUGGAGACCAACAAAAACGCUACCGACCAGUUCCAAGAUGUGCGCCGGGUCGUGCAGAUCUUCCGGAUUAUGAGGAUCCUGCGAAUCCUGAAGCUGGCUCGUCAUUCGACAGGACUGCAGAGUUUAGGUUUUACGCUCCGUAAUUCAUAUAAGGAGUUAGGCCUACUCAUGUUGUUCCUGGCGAUGGGGGUGCUUAUCUUCUCUAGCUUAGCGUAUUUUGCUGAGAAAGAUGAGCAAGGCACUAAAUUCAUAAGCAUUCCGGAGACGUUCUGGUGGGCAGGUAUCACCAUGACGACCGUUGGGUAUGGUGACAUUUACCCAACAACUCCCCUUGGUAAAGUGAUUGGCAGUGUGUGUUGCAUUUGUGGUGUCCUGGUAAUUGCGUUACCCAUUCCUAUUAUCGUCAAUAAUUUUGCUGAAUUCUACAAAAACCAGAUGAGGAGAGAGAAAGCACUUAAGCGUCGCGAAGCACUCGAGAGGGCUAAAAGAGAGGGCAGCAUCGUGUCCUUUCAUCAUAUCAAUCUGAGGGAUGCGUUCGCAAAGAGCAUGGACCUCAUCGAUGUGAUAGUUGAUACUGGGCAUAACCUGUCUGGUGUCGAUGGAAACAGUACGGAAGGAGAAUCUGGUUGUGAUAGAGGUCCAUCUCAAACGGGUGCUGGUUGUUAUAAAAACUACGAGCAUUAUGUUACCUUAUCAAAUAAACGGACUAGCAAUUCUACCUGCUUUCCGACUCUGCCAAAUGAUUUUGGAACAACACCUGACAGUCCAAAUAGGCGGCUACUUGAUUUUGCUCAAAACAUAUCUACAAAUCAGAGUGAGAAUUUCUUCCAUGAUCAAGUGUCAGCACAUCAGUUGAAUCAAGGAAUUGCUACACCUAGUGAUGACGAGAGAAAAGAUAACAGAAAAGUCGACCCAAAAAUCGAUGAACUGCCUAGUGAAUUCGAGUGUUGCUUUUGUACAACGAAGGAAUAUAAAGAAUAUCGAGAUGCAGAAGAUAUUAUGCCUCUAGCGACGAGUGAUUUCAAAACUUCAAUUUGUCAAGAAUUAAAAUCAUUGAGAGGUAGUAGUUUGGAAAAUACCUGUUUUGAUGAUUUACAACUGUCUCCAGUCCCGAUAUUAGAAUCAAAUGUAUGCGUUAGUAAAAAUAAUUACAACGAACGUGGCAGUGUGGAUAGUUCUGAUACGUAUGCUAGCUGCCAGACUCAUCCAUUUUAUUCCCAAAGCGAUUUAACCGAAGAUGCAGAUAGUAAUUUAUAUGUUAAUCCACUAGAAGGUACAGAUAAAUGUAGCAAUAUGACAGUAAAAAAGUCUGUGUCUGGUGGAGUAGCGCAUUUUACUCUAAAUAUAUCACCGAGUACAGAAUCGCUCAAAGAUAUUAAUUUAUUAAAUAAAAGCAGUAAAUUAAACAUAAAUGAAUCAAUUCCAAAACAUAGGAAAACUCGCACUCAACAGUAUAUUAAACCACGCGCUCAGUUGCCUAACAACCAAGAUCUCUUAGAUUGUAUAAGUUCACCGAUAAAGGAAGAUGUAAAAGAAGAUAACAAUAACCACCAUAAUGGUUUAAAAGGAGGAAGACCAUCGCCAUCAGUGAACAGUCAUAUUGCUUCAGCAACGAGGAUUAUUAAUCACCAUCUAUUUGGAACUAUUAGUGAUUCCAAGCAAAAUACUGGAUCGACUACUGGAAGUAAGCUGUCACUGUCGGUCGAUUCAAUUGAUAGCGAGGCAACACCAAUUUUAGAGCGACAACGUAAAUCAAAAUCUAUUUUAAAGAAAUCAGAAAGCAGCAGUAACUAUUACAGCGAUAUUGGAGACUCUGACACUGAGAAACUAAUUGUUGACAAUUCAUCAAUCACAACAAUGUAUGACAACGGAAAAAUUACUAGCAAUACUUUACGAAAUGUUUACGGAACACGUUUGGAACAUCCUGUGUCACCACUUCUAUCCAGACAAGUUAUUGAGUCCAUAUUUCGAACUAACAAUAAUGCCAGACAACAUUGCCCAUUAAAUUUGAAUAAUGAAAAAAAUUACCCAUCCAAGUUACAUAAACCUUUACUCGAUCAGACAACUCAAGGAGAAAUGCAGACUGGAAGUGAAGGUUCUGAAGAAAAUACAACUAAAAGUGAAGAGCAGCUACAGAAUACAAAUUGCUUAGUAGAAGUAGGAAAAGACAAGCGUUUCGUCCUCAAGAGUACACUACGUCCUCGCAAGAGUGAGAAAAAAGGAUUGAAUGCUGAUAAAAGGAACAGUUCAUCCAGCAAAUCCUGUUUGCACAGUACGGCAGCUUACGAAAGUUCAGACUCUAAUUGUCUUCCUCCAGAAUAUCGCUUCUCGUAACAUAAGGAUGGGUCGAACAUCAUACAAUCUAUUGACUAAUAAAAUCGAAUAAUAAUGAAGUUUUUAUUCUUCAGAAUUAAAAUUCAUUUUUAAAAGUACUUCCAUGAUUUAAAGUAUAAAAUAUUUAAAAAUUACAUAUUUUAACAUCUCUUUUAUAUAGUAGAGUAAUUCCGGUGAAGAUUGAACCUAUUUUCAAGACAGUUUUAUUAUAAAAUGUAUUAACUAAUGUAUGCAAGUGAUUAUUACACAGAAAGAAGUUAAUUGCACCGUUGUCAAUAGAUGAAAUCAUACACCAUGAAACAACAUGAGUGAUUUUUCACACAUAUUGUCGUCACAUAAGUUUCAAAUUCAGUUGAAUAUAGUUAAGGGGUUACAUGGGUCAAAACGUCCGGACAAUGUAUGAUUGUUUAAUUUUUUUUUUUCAUAAAAUAAAUACAUUUUUUUAUUUAAGUGUUUUUAUAUCUUUAAGUACACUAUUAAAAGAGUAACUUGUAAAAAUUUCGUUAAAAGAUAUUUAAAAUCAGGGCCGUACCUACAGGUUCUUUGAGAACCCUUCCAAAAAAGCGGUGGUCACGAUAUCUUCUGACCGGUUCAUUUAAAAUAAAAAAACCAAAUAUUUUCUGUUAGUGGAUGAGUAUAGCUCGUGAUUGAACGAAGGAAUAUUUUUUUUGUUGAUUAGAACCGAUUUUACAU